This is a messenger RNA of Pedinophyceae sp. YPF-701, 2097 nucleotides long. NCBI's taxonomy places the organism in Eukaryota, Viridiplantae, Chlorophyta, Pedinophyceae. The record is from the annotation of a GenBank genome assembly.
AUGCGCGGGCGGAAGAAGAGCCAGCGAUCCACACAACUCAUCGCCCAGGCGCCGGAGACGCCCGCGGGCCCCAUGCGCGCAACGUCGCUGGUCAUGCCCGGGCUCGGGUGCGCGGCGGACGUGCUGCGCGAGCUGCGGGCGGUGCUGGUGCGUCCUGCGGUGCGGGACAACCUGCGGUCGCUGAGCUUGGUGGGGAUCGCAAGGGACACGGCCGCGGAGCUGCACGGGAGCCUGCGGGAGAUGCCGGCGCUGCGCGCGCUCGCGGUGCGCGGGGAGGAAAGCCACCAGUACAGCAGGAUCAGCCCCAUCAGGUGCAGCCAGGCGCUGUGCGCGCUGAUGUGCGAGUGCACGUCGCUCGAGCGGAUCGAUCUUUGCAAACUGGAGUUCGGCGCCGACACCACGGACGCGGUGCUGGACUGGCUGGCAGGAGCGGAGCAGCUGCGCCACCUGCGUCUGGACGGCUGCGACGGAGCACUAGUGCAACUUAAGCGUCGGUUCGCGUCGCACAACCCGCUGCGGCGUCUGAGGGUGUUCGACGCCGCGGUUCCGGCGACCGUCAUGGAGCCGGAAUACCGCUGUGCUCCUCAGCUCAUGAACUGUGCGUGGAAGGGCAUCCCAGACUUGGAGCAGCUGUCGCUGCAGCACUACGACUUCAACGACUCCCAGAGAGAGAACGAGGCGGUUGCGCAGCUGCUGCGGACCACGACCAGGCUGCGGCGGCUGGACGUGGGAGCGGACUUCAUCAACGACGGCAGUUGGGUGCCGGAGCCAAUCGCGCGUGGGCUGUCGACGAUCCUCGCUGCGCUGGGUGACAACAAGACGGUCGAGGUGGCGCACUUCCGGAUCUCAUGGUACCUGGUGCGCGACCCGACCGCCAUGAAGGCGUUCGCGGCGGCUCUGCGCAGCAACACGACCUUGAAGGAGCUGCAGAUCAGGGCGCUUAUAUAUGAGGUCCCUGAUUCAGACGAGGGAGAGGGGGUGAACGAGAUGCUUGACGAGGACCCGGACCGCUGCCAGGCAGCCACGCAGGACUUCUUCGCGGCUCUGGGCGACAGCACGUCGCUCGAGACCGUGGUAUUACCGAGGGAUAUCCUGAGUGGGCUGCGGACCAACAACGCAGCUUCGUCGGACGCACCGGAGGCAGCAGUCGGUGCCGGCAUCGCACGCAGCCGCACGCUGCGGCGCCUGGAGCUCGCGGCGUGGGACCUGUCGCGCAAGGGCGUGUGGAAGCUUGCGCGCGGGCUCGCUCACGUCAAGAGUCUGCGGUCGCUGGCGAUUUGCCUGGGCAGAGAGGAGGCCAAGCAGGUGGCCGCGCUGGACGGGCUGUGGAAGAACAAGGUUGACGACGACCCGGACCGCUGCAGGGCGGCUACGCAAAGCUUCUUGGUGGCUCUGGGCGACAGCACGUCGCUCGAGACCGUGGUUUUACCGACGAUGAUCACGAUGAACCUGGGAGACGGCGAUGCCGACGACGUGGCGGUGUCGGACGCGGCGGCUGCGGUGGUCGGUGCCGGCAUCGCACGCAGCCGCACGCUGCGGCGCCUGGAGCUCGGGGCCUCGCACCUAUCGCGCAAGGGCGUGUGGCACCUCGCGCGAGGGCUCGCCCACAUCACGAGUCUGCGGUCGCUCGACAUUCGUCUUGGCAACGAGGACCAGGUCUUGGCCCUGCUGGACGGCAUGUGGACGAACAAGGCGUGCAGGAGCCAGCUCGCACACCUGACUGUCGUGGACGGGCGAGAGACGUCGGGGUCGAGGGUCGCGGAGAAGCUCGCGGGGGUGCUGGUGCUCGAGCAGUGCACGCUCCAGAAGCUCGAGAUUGCAUUGGACUUGCAGGUCCAAAAAGCACGUGUGCUGUGCGAGGCGCUGAAGGUCAACACCUCGCUGGUGACGCUGGACCUGACUUCCUGGCCUGACCCCGACUUCCAAACACUGCGUGUUCCCCCCCCGACCGAGGACGCCAUGAUGGCGCUGCUCGGUGCGCUGGAGGUCAACACGACGCUGCGCUGGGUGAGGGUGGAGCGAAACCCAGGCACGCAGGAGCCCUCCCCUGUGGUGAGGGACGCCCUGGCGCGUGUUCACGCGCACGUGGCGCUGUGA